Xyrauchen texanus (razorback sucker) is the source of this 8240-nucleotide messenger RNA. RefSeq names its product histone-lysine N-methyltransferase NSD3-like. NCBI's taxonomy places the organism in Eukaryota, Metazoa, Chordata, Actinopteri, Cypriniformes, Catostomidae. Gene Ontology annotation, cellular component: chromatin; nucleus. The record is from RefSeq and is a predicted model, not a curated record. Gene Ontology annotation, molecular function: histone H3K36 methyltransferase activity; protein binding. Gene Ontology annotation, biological process: regulation of DNA-templated transcription.
ACAGGCCUUAAGCAGAGGAGGCUUUUGUUACAGAUAGAGGGAGGGAGACGGGGAAAAUAUAUGGGAGCCAAAUUUCCAUAGGUCUGCAGGAGCAUCCCGGAGAGAGAAAAAAAACGGGGUUUCUCCAGAUUUUACAGCCACGAAUCAUAUCAUGGGGACCGAUACACGACUGAUAUAGCCCCAGUUUUUCACACAACGGAUGAGAUCUAAGAAACGUGGAUACAUAAGUCUUUGUGUGUUCUUGUAUUUAUGAUAACUGCACGAGGAAUCUAAUUUAUUUGUAUUUGUUUAGAAUGGAACACGCUGAAGCAGGCCCUGUAAGAAAAAGGGAAACUUAAGGAUGCUGGAGCAGAACAAUGGAUUUCUCUUUCUCUUUCAUGCAAGGGAUCAUGGGAAACACAAUUCAGCAACCCCCUCAGCUUAUUGACUCCGCCAACAUCAGACAGGACGAUGUCUAUGAAGCCAUCAGUGACCCAGGAGAUGAUGGAGGACAGCAAAACUAUGACUCACCCUUGGAGUCAGGCUUUUCUUACCCUGCUGAAGACCUCCCAGUUAUUACAAAUGGUUAUCCGGCAGGCUUAAGUACUUAUGAGCAACAGGCUAAGUUUGCCUUGUACUCUCAGUUCCCCAAUGGCUCCGCUAAUGGAUAUGGGGCCAUCCGAAACUAUGGGGAUCAUGGUUUGCUGCUUGGUGAGGGCACAGUAUUGAGACCACCGGUGGUCCAGGAGAAGCCUCCGACCCAUAUCCCACCUCCAACACAUGCCCACCAUCACCACCAGCCCCAUCAUCCUCACCAUCACCACCCUCAGCAACACCAUCUGCACAACCCACCACUGUUACCUCACCACAAUCACCCACCUACUUCCCAAAUUAUGCCUCCAGUCUUACCACCACCUCCUCCCUUGCUACUGCCUUCCUCUCCUCCUCUCCUGUCACCUCAAGACAGCAUCAUCUCAAACCAUAUCACACAAGCCACCACCACUCCAAAAAAGACCAGCUCCCCUGAGAUUAAGAUAAAGAUCAUUAAGACUUACCAGAACGGCAGGGAGCUGUUCGAGUCCUCGCUCUGCGGGGACCUGCUGCAAGAGGUUCAGGCUGGUGAGGCUUCCAGAAAAAGACAUGAGCAGAAAAAAGAGAAGAGGAAAAGGAGAAGCAGCAGACAUAGUGUUAUUCAAGAACAGGAGAGCCAGCAUCCAUUCAAAUAUGUGGAGGAAAGGUCAGGGAUUGUCCACAGCUCUGCACAGCCCAGCGAAGGUCAUGUCACAUUCAGAGAAGAACAACCUACUACAACCGUCAAAAGCCCCAAAGCAGAACCCAAGGAACAGCGAAAUGAAAAGCACUGUCCUUCGGUCAUCACUAGCACUGGCACUUGUCAAGUGUAUGAGAUUGGUGACCUGGUGUGGGCUAAGGUCGGAACUUAUCCUUGGUGGCCUUGCAUGGUAUCAUCGGACCCUCAGUCAAAUGUUCACACACGCCUCAAUACAAGAGGUAACAGAGAAUACCAUGUGCAAUUCUUUGGGAGUGUUCCUGAGAGGGCCUGGAUCCAUGAGAAAAGAACCAGGGUGUACCAGGGUGAGAGCCAGUUUGAGGAGUUGCAAGCUGAGACGCUCCGGAAGACAACCAACCCAACAGAGAAGCAAAAGCUGCUUAAGCCUCAAUCUCAAAAGGAGCGUGCCCAGUGGGAAGUCGGUGUGGGCCAUGCAGAGGCGGCCUUGAUGAUGUCUCGAGAGGAACGCAAUGAGAACUACACCUUCAUCUAUAUCGAUAAGGAACCCAGUUCUGCUUCUGCGGCUUCUGCUGUGGCUCCUGCCGCGGCUCCUGCUGGUGCUGCUGUGGCUUCUUCUGCUGGUGCUGCUGCAGCUUCUUCUGCUGGUGCUGGUGCUGCGGCUGCUGGUGCUUCUGGUGCUGGUGCUUCUGCUGCCGGUGCUGCUGCUGCUGCCACCGAUACUUUGGUCUCACCAAGAGUGGCAGUCAAAAACCGCCCCGAACGCAAGCAGAGACGUUCCAAAGGCAGUGCCAGAGCAAAAGAGGUGCUUCCACCCCGUCGGCAACAGCCGCGGAGACAGUGCAGCAUCAAUAGUGGUGGAGAACCACCAUCUCCAGAUGAGGAAGAUGAUGAUAUUGAACAUUGUCGCAAAAAACAACCCCAGAGCUCCCCAGAACGACCCCAACCCCAGCAACCCUCCCCACCUCCAAUCAGGACACCCUGGAAGACCGCAGCAGCUCGCAAGCUCCUCCCACUUUCCAUUACUAUGAAGAAACUGAAUGUGGAGAUCAUCAAGUGCGACUGGCAGCUCCCAAAGGAAAAGGUGGACCUGCCUAAGAAGGUAGAAAUUGAGGAGAGACCUGGUGAUCGGGUUCAGUCACCAGAGGGCUCCAGUGAUAAGGCUGAGGCAGAAACAUGCUCCAGUGAAGAGGAACGAGCUGUAUCUCCCUCAGGCUGGAGUGACCAGGAGAGUGCCGAGUAUGCAUCAUCAAAAGAGCAGUCCUCAGAGCCUCUAGAGAGAAAACAGCAGCGUAGAUCUGUGCGAAGCCGUUCCGAGUCUGAGAAAAGUGUGGAACCAGUGCCAAAAAAGAAAGUGAAGAAAGAACAGGCGGACAUGGCACCUCAAAUGGAUUUCAAAACGGGGUCGCAAAAAGGAGCAAGUGAGAUCUCAGAUGCAUGUAAACCACUAAAGAAACGCAGCAGAGCAUCUACCGAUGUUGAGAUGGCCUGUUCCCUGUACAGAGACACAUCUGACUCAGACUCCAGAGGCCUCAAUGACCCACAGACCGGAUUUGGGAAGCAUUUGGACAGUCCUGCUACAGUAGAUGCUGAUGGAUCUGAUGCCCAGUCAGUGGACUCCAGCCUAUCCCGUCACGGAGGAAGUUCCUCAAAGAAGGACACAGUCUGUAAUGUCUGUGAAACCUUCGGGGAUUCAUUGGUGAGCUGCGAAGGGGAGUGUAACAGGCUUUUUCAUCCAGAGUGUAUGGGAUCCAAGAGUGGGAAAGAGGGAGAACUUGUGUGUAAGGAGUGUAAGACAGGUUUCCACCCUUGCUUCUCCUGCAAGGUCACAGAAGGUGAUGUGAAGCGCUGCUCUGUGAAUGGUUGUGGCCGCUACUACCAUGAUACCUGUGCUCGCAAGCAGCCUGGAACCACUACAGAUGCUGGAGACCUCCGCUGCCCCCAGCACAUUUGUGCCACAUGCUGUCUCGACAAAGACCUUGUCAAAGCUGCCAAAGGUCGCAUGAUGCGUUGUAUUCGGUGUCCGGUGGCGUUUCACACAGGAGACGGCUGUGUGGCGGCUGGCAGUGUGUUGAUAACACCUCACUUCAUCAUAUGUAGCAACCACUCCAGUUCCAGGAAGAACGGACACUUCUCCUCACCUGUGAAUGUAGGCUGGUGUUUCAUCUGCGCUCGAGGGCUUUUAGUGCACGACCGUACUGACACCAUAUUAAGUUCAUAUACCUUUAAGUCGCACUACCUUCUGACUGAGUCAAAUCGUGCUGAGUUGAUGAAAUUACCUAUGAUUCCUUCUUCUUCGUCAGCUACCAAAAAGAAUAUUGGGAAAGGAGGAAGACUGUUGUGUUGCGAGGCCUGCCCCGCCUCGUUCCACCCCGAGUGUUUGAACAUGGAGAUGCCGGAGGGGACGUGGCUGUGUGGGGAAUGCAGAUCAGGCAAGAAACCCCAUUAUAAGCAGAUAGUCUGGGUCAAGCUGGGCAACUACAGAUGGUGGCCCGCUGAGAUAUGCAACCCUCGCCUGGUUCCCUCCAACAUCCAGAGCCUAAAGCAUGACAUUGGCGAUUUUCCAGUCUUUUUCUUUGGAUCCCACGACUAUUACUGGAUUAACCAGGGAAGAGUUUUCCCAUAUGUUGAGAGUGAUAAGAACUUUGCAGAGGGGCAAGUUGGCAUCAAUAAGACCUUCAAGAAAGCACUUGAGGAGGCUGCAAAACGGUUCCAGGAGCUAAAAGCGCAGCGAGAAACCAAGGAGGCCCUCGAACAGGAACGCAACUCUCGCAGACCCCCACCAUACAAACUUAUCAAGUCCAAUAAGCCAGUUGGAAAGGUGCAGGUGCAUGUCGCUGACCUCUCCGAGAUCCCACGCUGCAACUGCAAACCCACAGAUGAGCGUCCAUGCAGCCAGGACUCUCAGUGCUUGAACCGCAUGCUGCAGUAUGAGUGCCACCCGCAGGUCUGUCCUGCUGGUGACCGCUGCCACAACCAAUGCUUCUCCAAACGCCUCUAUCCUGACAUUGAAGUCAUAAAGACCAAUGGUCGAGGAUGGGGUCUAAAGACAAAGCAGGACCUCAAGAAGGGUGAUUUUGUCAUGGAGUAUGUUGGCGAACUGAUUGAUUCUGAGGAAUGCAAGCAACGAAUAAGACAUGCCAAUGAGAACCAUGUGACCAACUUUUACAUGCUGACCCUCACUAAGGAUCGUGUGAUAGAUGCAGGACCCAAAGGGAACUUGUCACGUUUUAUGAACCACAGCUGCAGUCCAAACUGUGAGACUCAGAAGUGGACCGUGAACGGGGACGUGCGAAUCGGGCUUUUCACAUUAUGUGAUAACACUGCUGGCACAGAACUGACCUUUAAUUAUAACUUGGACUGUCUGGGUAAUGGGAGGACAUCGUGCCACUGUGGAGCAGAAAACUGCAGUGGUUUUCUUGGAGUUAAGCCCAAGAGUGCUGUGGUUAUGGAGAGAGAGGAGAAGGUGCGCAAUGCUAAACUUAAGCCUAAGAAGCGCAAACUGAAGACGGAGAGCAAACAGAUCCAUGAAUAUUUCUGCUACUGCUGUGGAGAGGGAGGAGAGAUGGUUAUGUGUGACAGAAAGGAUUGCCCAAAGGCCUACCAUCUCCUUUGCCUCAACCUGACUAAACCUCCAUCCGGGCGAUGGGAAUGCCCCUGGCACCAGUGCAGCAUAUGCCAGCGUUCCGCCAUCUCGUUCUGCCACUUCUGCCCUGCCUCGUUCUGCCGAGAGCACGAAAGAGGACAGCUGGCAGUGUCUGCCCUAGACAACCGGCCCUGUUGCUCAAACCAUGACCCCCAGAAACCCUUAGGGCCCCAGGUUAACCUUAGACAAGUCACUAUAAAGAAGGAACCACUCGAACUGAAGGAAGCUGCAAAGGAAGGACAUAGUGAUGGGGAGGAUGAAGAUGAGGAGGGGGGAGAAAGAGGGACUGGGCCAAAGCGCUGAGGGAAAUGAGGGGCUUCAACAAAACAAAGCUCAAAUGACAACAAACAAGAGUGAACCUUAGAGUAGCCACUCACAGCUAGCUGGUUCUCUUUUCAGUUAAAUCGAAGCAAACUUGAUAAAUUGGGGUUGUUUUCAAUUCCAAAUAUACAGCAGUUGGUAUGAUUUAAAAAAAAAUUUUUAACAUCAAUUAACAGCCUCAUAUCAAAUACAUAAGGAUUGCUUAUAUAACAAUGUAAGCAAUUCAUCUCUGUUUUUUUUAAACAAAACUUUCACAACUAAUUGUCACUUUAAUAUUUUUCAGACGUGCUCCGUUUCGCCAAAAACCUCUGCUAAAACAAUGCCUUUCAAUGGCAAACUCAGUUUCCAUAUCUUUGGUACUUCAACACUCUAUAAACACUUUAAACCAAGAACUUUAUUUAUGUACCUCAUGUAAAUAGCAAAGACUGUUGUAAAACAUGUAGGGUGAAAUUGUUUGCCCCUCACCGGUAGGAUUUCACUACAUGAGCCUGUCGUGAUAACAUCUAUAAAAACGAGGCUCAUUCAAGUAAGGCUUGUUCAACUGCCGCCCCAUUCCAGUGAGUUUGUGAUUUGUAAGAUUAUAUAAUCAUUAAUAUAUUUAUGUCGAUGUUUACAUCCAUUCACAAUGUACAGUAUUAUUCAUCUGUAUUAGACAAUUUGAUAUCACUAAUCGUAAUGUUGUUUAUGUGCCCUUUUUGUCAGCAAAAUUACAUUAUUGCUUGGCCGGUACUGUAUCGCAAUCAUCUUUUGGUCCACUCAGUUCACAGUCAUUUCAGAGUAACAACUUAGUCUAGUCACCGGCAAAGAUCAGUACUGAUAUCUACAAUUGGUAACGUUUGAUGGUGUAGUGUUAAGCAGCUGUUGUCUCAUUCAGCCACACAUACUCCAACACUGCCAUGUCUCUCUUAAAUCAAAUAUUUACCAUUGUGAGUAUUGAACAGAUGCCAGUGUGUCAAUUACAAAGAACCCAUAUCAUGUUUCAAAGCUAUGCUAGUUGUAAGACUGUGAGAUUUUUUUUUUUUUUCUCUUUUGCCGUUUACAUUUGUGUUUCCAGCAUACAAGUGUAAAUAUAAUCAAACUUAGUUAUUUGAUACGCGAUAAAGUUGCAAUUGUAUUCAUGCCUUUCAAAUCAUCGUGUUUCAUGCAUAGGAUGUAAUGCUGUACAAUAGAGUCGAAUUUGAAGGGUAUCAAACUGUAUUGUAACGCUCAUUUAUCAUUUUCAACAUGCUUGAUGUUAAGCAUCUUGUAUUUUGUUUUGUUGUAAUGACAUAUGCUAUUGUGCUAAAUGAUAACUGUCAUUGUAGCUGGACGUAGGGAGGGCUGUAUGAUUUACGACAGAGUGUAGCAUAAUCCUCUAUGACUUCUACUUGAUGUGAAUCUACUUAAUAGCUUUGAUCUUGGAGAAACUACCAUGUCUUUAUGUUAAGGUGUCUUGGGAUCUCCUAAAGGGGGGGUAGUUACCAUGCUGUUAAGUUACUAAACUGUUACUCUCUUGUUACUGGUGUCUGUGCAGUCAUUCUGGCGUUGCUGUGCCACAGUUUGAACGAAAGGAAGAAUUGAUCGUGACUGCUUUAACACGUGGGUUCUGGACUUGCCCAUUAGUCAUAAUAUACAUUUCCCAUAUAGAUCACAGACAAGUAUUAUACGUAAUGGCACCACCAAGUAUGUUUGUCACUUUAUGGAAAGUAGGGAAAGUGCUGCAAGUUUCAGUUUACUUGAAUUGCUCCCAUUUUGCCUUUAUGUUAAUUUUCUGUAUUUAUUUUUCUUAGUCUCAAAAUGGAGUGUUAUUGGUGGAUAUGUCAAACGCUUUGUAUUUGUACUGGAUACUUACACCUGACAGUAAAUUUAAGGAAUUCUGACAUUUGAAGAUGCCACUGCCAAACUGAGAUUUGUAUAUUUCUGGAAAUAUGGUUUGCUCUUACUUGCAUCUGCAUUUUUUGUGUUUGUGUGUUCUGAAACAUGGAAGGCAAUACAGGUAUCCAUUUCUUUGUUUCUCACAUUGUGAUAUUUUUAUAGUGUACAUUUAUUUUUAUAUAGGUUUACUUUAGAUACCAUAGGCACUUUUUUGUUCUUAAUAUACCAAUAUCUUCCCUUACGUUUAUAAUGAAAAAUAUCAAGGAAUUGCAGUAUGGCAAGAUGCAAAGCACACUUUUUAUUUUUUGCCUGAUAUUCAGUUGGUACUAGUAGUUACUACUUUGUCUUGUUUAAUCUGAUACAGAAAUGUCCAGUGACAUUUUGGAAUGACAAACAAAUGUCUGGUUUGAACCCUCAGAACAUGGCUAUCAUAGAAAUUGCAUUUACUUCAUUUGUUUAUGCAGUGGCUCAAUCACUGAUUUGUUGCUGUAUCUAUUUUGCUGCAUCAAAUGUUAAAAGUGUAUAACCUCCAUUGAUUCCAGUGUUUGGUGUCUGUGCACUGUACUUUGUACAUUUUCAUGUGUAUUUGAAAGUGUCAUUAUCAUUUUGAGCUCUCCAAGCAUGUUCUUUGUGUUGCUUAACUACAUUUACUAAAGGUGGUGUCCUACCAGCUUACACUAUUUGAUUUUAUGUACUGUUUUCACAUUCUUUUUAAAUAGACUGUUUACUAAUUCUUGCUACUGAGUUUAUGUAAAGAUUAAUGUGUUAAUGUAAUAUUUUCACCAUGCACACUGAAUCAAAAUACACACUCCAACUGAAUAAAACGUAUCCUAAACGAUUUGGCUUGGGUAGAAUGUAUGUCCUCUCUUAGUUUUACAACGAUGUGCUCAUGAAAAGAGUUUUAUUCGGUUAUGUCAUGUAGCCUAUUGCAUUGUGUAAGAGAAUGAUGCUUGAUCAAUUGUACAUAGCUGCAAAAGAAAAAGCUCAAUUGUCAUAUUGUGGUGUCAUAUGAAUGCCUGUAAUAUUGCUUCUGAAUGUUUGUGAAAGUAGAAACAUUUUGUACAUUUAUUGUAUUUUAUUUGACCAGCUUUUAGAACGUAUUUCUUUAGAAUUCACAAUUAAUUCUGAGAGUAAGCGACAUUCCACAGAGUUAAACGUUUUCAGACUUGCCUGGUUUGACUUCAAUAAACUGAA